UGUUGUGGGAACCUGAACUCAAAUCCUUGUGCCAUCUCUUCUUCAGUGUUCCUGCAGGUAAUUCAUUCCCUUCUUGCAGUGGUUCUCUUUAGGACCAGAGAGAGAACUUACGUUGGUGCUCAAAAGAGCUCAUUUGGGUUUCCUUACUUCCUCUUUCUAACCAUUUGUUCUUCCUGCUGUUGGGAGAGGAACUGUAAGUGCCAAAAAAGGCAGAAACUGAUCAACGCGGCUAUGAGUCAGUCCCGCCACCCUUCCUGGAACAGAGCAGCAAGUGACUUCUGGAAGUACCUGGAUGGAAAAAGGCAGGUGAAGGCAAGCUCCACCCCCCCCACCAUACCUGGGAAGCUGCCGCUCUCAAACAAUGAAGGAGGGGCAAAGUAACCUGCAACAGAACUCUUAAGAGGAAGACCUGAUACAUUUAGUAAGGGUUUGUCACUAUGAAGCUCCUUAUGUCCAGCACCAUGGUGUCUUCCAUUCUGGAACCCCCUCCAGACCGGCAGGGCCUACUAUAUAAGAAAAGCUCCCGCAGUACCUCCUACCAGCCAUGUUGGUGUGAGCUCCGAGGUAAUCUUCUUUUCUACCGGGAACGAAGUGGGGAUCGUGGUCCAGUUCAGCUCAUUAUCCUGGAAGGCUGCACGGUGGAACUGCAGGAAUCCGCAUCGGAACCAUACACCUUUGAAAUCUCUUAUCCUGGCGGAGUUCCUGGCAGCCGAUCCUACAAGUGGGCAGCUGAGAACCAAGAGACCAUGGAGGGGGGGGUGCGAGCUCUCAGUUCAGCAGGAAUCGGAUACCUCCGGGUCUUGGUUGCUGAUCUGGAAGAGCAGUUUCAGAGGCUGAAGAGACGGCAACGUCCCAAGUUGGAGGGAGAACCAAGAUUCUUAACAGACUCGAAUCAAACUUCAUCAACAACAGUGGUAGAAAUGGAAUCCCCCAUUAUGGACUUUGCUCGGCUCCAUCAGGAAUUUGGGGAGGACAUUUUGAGAGUGAGACGUAUGUGGCAGGAGGAGAGAAGAAGAAAACAGCAACCUGAGGAUGAGAGCUUGAUAAACUUUGAGUAAUCAACACUGGUUGGCUGCAACUAGUGAGUUUUGCGGAAAUUCCGAUCCAAUGUUUGUGGCAAGAGAGGAUCCGUGAAACAUACACACCUCGCCAUCUGUUUC
Messenger RNA from Pogona vitticeps (central bearded dragon), 1160 nucleotides. Its product is annotated as sesquipedalian-1. Gene Ontology annotation, cellular component: recycling endosome; trans-Golgi network; early endosome. NCBI's taxonomy places the organism in Eukaryota, Metazoa, Chordata, Lepidosauria, Squamata, Agamidae. Gene Ontology annotation, biological process: retrograde transport, endosome to Golgi; receptor recycling; endosome organization. The record is from RefSeq and is a predicted model, not a curated record.